AUGAGUGCGGAAGAAGCACUUGUAGGCUACCAAGCUCAAAAAAGCAUGUUCUCUUACGCAGCCUUCCAUGUCCAUCCGGACCAGUAUCACGAUGGAUUUCCUCGUCUGCUAGGGGCUAUUGGCUUUGUACGAAAAAGGCCAUGUCGCGGAUCCGGCCAGAGUUGCCGGGAGAAUGGAGUCGCCUUGUGA
Molecule: messenger RNA, 189 nt
Organism: Coccidioides immitis RS
Lineage: Eukaryota; Fungi; Ascomycota; Eurotiomycetes; Onygenales; Onygenaceae
Exons: 2
Coding region: 1-189 (62 amino acids)
Source: RefSeq, a predicted model, not a curated record